GUGUCCUCGCGAGACUUUCGUGUGCGCGAGACCAACCCAAGCUAACGGCUAAACACCUCACCUUUAAACAUCUCACCAGCAAAUUCGGCGUACGUUCAACGUGUAAAUAAUCACACCGACCACUUUUGUGCGUGUUUACGUCACGUUUUGCGCAGUUUAGAAAAGCGUCAGUGGGCUGUGUUUCAAAAUCUAGCAAGCUGCCUACCUAGGACGCACUUUUAGAACAUUAUAAGCAAGCAGUCCAGCCAAUGAGUGAUCAUGUCUGGGGUGAAAAGGAAAAUAGAGGACAAAGAUCCUGACUAUGAGGACAUCACUCAAGUGCAGGAGAACAAGAGGAGUAAAGUGGUGGAGCAGAAUGCCUGUGAAGCUGCUGUGCAGAAGAUUGAAGCGAUCAUCAAGGAUCAGUUUUCUCUGGAGAUGAAAAAUAAAGAGCAUGAGAUCGAGGUCAUCGGGCAGAGGCUGAAUGAGGCCAGGAGAAUGAUGGACAAGCUCAGAGCGUGUAUUGUCGCAAACUACUAUGCCAAUGCAGGCCAGCCUAAAAUCCCUGAG
This is a messenger RNA of Sinocyclocheilus grahami, 549 nucleotides long. RefSeq names its product YEATS domain-containing protein 2-like. The transcript is spliced from 5 exons. Lineage: Eukaryota; Metazoa; Chordata; Actinopteri; Cypriniformes; Cyprinidae. The record is from RefSeq and is a predicted model, not a curated record. The annotation marks the transcript as partial.